Messenger RNA from Rosa rugosa (rugosa rose), 1251 nucleotides. Its product is annotated as glucan endo-1,3-beta-glucosidase, basic vacuolar isoform. The record is from RefSeq and is a predicted model, not a curated record. NCBI's taxonomy places the organism in Eukaryota, Viridiplantae, Streptophyta, Magnoliopsida, Rosales, Rosaceae. Gene Ontology annotation, cellular component: plasma membrane. Gene Ontology annotation, molecular function: hydrolase activity, hydrolyzing O-glycosyl compounds. Gene Ontology annotation, biological process: carbohydrate metabolic process. The transcript is spliced from 2 exons. Bases 48 to 1160 code for a protein of 370 amino acids.
CAAUUGGAUGACAUGACAAAAACCAAACCAGCUAGCUAUUCUUUUCUAUGGCUAUGGCUACUAUAUUUCUUCCAUUCACGACUAGCAUCAUGUUUCUUUUGGGACUUCUGGUGGCAAUCCUUUCUAUACCAGGCGCACAAUCAUCAGUAGGUGUUUGUUAUGGAAUGAUGGGCAACAAUCUCCCUUCCCACUCGGAAGUCAUAUCUCUUUACAAAUCAAACAAGAUCAACCGGAUGAGACUCUACGACCCAAACCACGGUGCUCUUGAAGCUCUCCGAGGCUCCAACAUCGAACUCAUCCUCGGUGUUCCAAACUCGCUCCUUCAGGACUUCGCUAAAAACCCCUCCAAUGCCCAAAAUUGGGUAAAAACAAAUGUCCUCAACUUCUACCCUAGCGUCAGAAUCAAGUACAUUGCCGUUGGAAAUGAAGUAAGCCCCGUUAACGGAGACACAUCUCUGGCUCAGUUCCUCCUCCCCGCCAUGCAGCACGUGUACCAGGCAGUCAGAGCAGCCAACCUACAUGACCGAAUCAAGGUCUCAACCGCCAUCGACACGACCUUAAUAGGAGUCUCUUACCCUCCAUCCCAAGGAGCAUUUCGUGGUGACGUGAGAGGCUAUCUGGACCCAAUUAUCGGCUACUUGGUUUAUGCUAAAGCACCACUGCUUGCUAACAUAUACACAUAUUUUAGUUAUGUUGGGAACCCUAGAGACAUCUCUCUUCCUUACGCCUUGUUCACUUCGCCUUCGGUUGUUGCUUGGGAUGGUAAUAAAGGAUACCAAAACCUGUUUGAUGCGAUGCUGGAUGCUUUGUACUCGGCUCUUGAGAGAGCAUGGGGUGGUUCUUUGGAGGUUGUUGUGUCCGAAAGCGGGUGGCCUUCGGCAGGUGGCUUUGGAACGUCUCCUGAGAAUGCUCGGACUUAUUACUCCAAAUUGAUUCAGCAUGUGAAAGGGGGCACCCCAAAGAGGCCUGGUAGGGCCAUAGAGACUUACUUGUUUGCCAUGUUUGAUGAGAACCAGAAAAACCCAGAGCUGGAGAAACACUUUGGGGUUUUCUACCCUAAUAAACAGUCAAAGUAUCACCUCAGUUUCGGGGGAGGAAGACUAGAAACUAGUACUUCUGCUGAGUAUAAUGUUACUAGUUCCCUCAAGAGUGAUAUGUAAUAGCAUUUGUAGUACAUCAAUAUCCAAAGUGUAAGUGUGUUUCUUGAAAUUAAUAAGAGAAUAAGUUCUAUUUAUCAAGUGCAUGAGUAGU